CUCUUGAUUCUAUCUUCCACUGUCAUUAUCCUCAAGAUUUGUCUCUUGUGAGACUCGAUGACGCUUCAUCGAUCUCUUGUGUUCUUCUUCUUGUUCCUCUCAUGUUUUGCUCUUUCUUCAUGGGCUCUUCCUCUCUGUUCCGAUUCAAGAGCUCCCUCGGAGGUGAAUUCAACAUUGAGCUUUUGUCCUUACAAAGGAAAAACAUGCUGCAAUACAAUGGAAGAUUCCAAUUUGAUGAAGCAAUUUCAAGCUAUGAACAUUUCCGACAAGGGUUGUUCUUCUGUUGUAAAAUCAAUCCUUUGUGCUAAAUGCGAUCCUUUUUCAUCGGACUUAUUCAGAGAUAACUCAGAUCAGCAGUCUGUUCCAAUCCUCUGCAACUCUACCAGUUCAGCAAAUUCCACAAAGGAUUUUUGCUCUGAGACAUGGGAGACAUGUCAAAACGUUUCCAUAUCGGGUUCUCUUUUCGCUGCCUCAUUGCAAGGAAGGGCUGGAGCACCAGCGAAUAACAAUGCCUCCAAGCUUGCUGAUCUAUGGCAGUCCAAAACCGAUUUCUGCAGUGCCUUUGGUGGAGCUAGCUCCAAUGAAACUGUUUGCUUCAGCGGUGAGCCAGUUGCUCUUAAUGACAAAGACACUACUCCUGACAAGGCACCUUCUGGUUUAUGUCUUGAGAAAAUCGGGAACGGUUCUUACCUCAACAUGGUUCCUCACCCUGAUGGCUCCAACCGUGCAUUCUUCUCUACGCAACCUGGAGUAGUAUUCUUGGCUGGUAUACCAGAUCAAGAUUCUGGCGGGGUAUUGGAUGUGGAUCCAUCUAGCCCAUUUGUGGAUUUGACUGAUGAGAUUCAUUUUGAUACUGAGUUUGGGAUGAUGGGAAUGGCUUUUCAUCCAAAGUGCUCAUGUAACUCCGAUGUGAACUGUGAUCCUUCCAAACUAACUCCUGACAGUGGAUCUCAACCAUGCCAAUUCCAAACCGUAAUAGCUGAGUAUACAGCCAAUGGUACCUCGUCAGACCCUUCUAAGGCGAAGAACGCUAAGCCAACAGAAGUCAGGAGGAUUUUCACAAUGGGACUUCCCUUCACAUCACACCAUGCUGGACAGAUUCUCUUUGGUCCAGAUGGGUACCUCUACUUUAUGAUGGGAGAUGGAGGUGGAGGCGCAGACCCGUACAAUUUCUCACAGAACAAGAAAUCUUUGCUAGGAAAGAUCAUGAGGCUUGAUGUAGAUAACAUUCCUAGUGCUUCUGAGAUCUCCAAAAUGGGUCUAUGGGGAAACUACUCUAUACCAAAAGACAACCCUUUUCGUGAAGACAAAGAGCUGGAACCUGAAAUAUGGGCUGUUGGAUUGAGAAACCCUUGGAGAUGCAGUUUUGAUUCUUCUAGGCCUUCUUACUUUAUGUGUGCUGAUGUUGGACAGGACACAUAUGAAGAGGUGGAUCUCAUUACUAAAGGAGGAAAUUACGGUUGGCGUGUUUACGAAGGCCCGGAUCUUUUCCAUCCUGAGUCAUCCCCUGGAGGAAACACAUCUGUUAAAUCACUAAACCCGAUAUUUCCUGUGAUGGGUUACAACCACUCUGAAGUUGACUCAAGCGGAAAAUCAGCUUCGAUCACAGGAGGAUACUUCUAUAGAUCAGAGACUGAUCCUUGCAUAGCUGGAAUGUACGUGUAUGCUGAUCUAUAUGGAAAUGGCGUGUGGGCGGGGAUUGAAAGUCCUGCUAAUAGCGGGAACUUUGUGACCAACAGAACAACCUUCAGCUGCGCUGGUGACUCACCCAUGAAAUGCAGCGAUUCUCCGGGAACUUCAGGGUUAUCUCUAGGAUAUGUCUUCUCCUUUGGUGAGGAUAACAACAAAGACAUCUACUUGCUUACAAGCAAUGGUGUCUAUAGAGUGGUUAGGCCGAGCCGUUGCAACUUGACUUGCUCCAAAGAAAACUCCACGGCAGCUAGAAGAAAACCCGGUCCCUCGAGUUCUCCUUCUUCUUCGUCGUCUUCUUGUUAUAAGCAUAUAAAUGGUUUCCAUGGAAGCUUGGUGGUUUUAUUUGUGUCUCUGUCUUUGAUUCUGCUAGGUUUAUUAAACUAGUUUUUCAAAAGUUGUUUCUUCUUGUUUGUGUUGAAGAAUUAUUAUGGAAUUGUAUGUUGGGGAUGUUUUGAGGGAAUACAUGUAUGAUGAUGAAUGAGAACAAAGAUAUUCUUUCACA
Messenger RNA from Arabidopsis arenosa, 2194 nucleotides. The record is from the annotation of a GenBank genome assembly. Lineage: Eukaryota; Viridiplantae; Streptophyta; Magnoliopsida; Brassicales; Brassicaceae.